AUGAUUCGACAGGACUUUCAUAGAAUUGAUCCCAAGAGGAGGACGACUCUUGAUCACAAGAAGAAGCAGUUUGCAGCGCCCUCAUACAAGCAGCAGGACUACCCGCACCGUUUGAACUUUUAUGAUGUCCCUCCAGUUGCAGAGAUAACACUUGAACAAUUUGAACAAUGGGCCAUUGACAGACUAAAGAUUCUGGCUGAAAUCGAGGCCUGUUCUUAUCGAAACAAGUCGGCUGCUGAGACGGCAUCGCAUCUUACCCCUCUCAUUCAAAAAUUCCUUCCUUUGUCCUCCAACACAUCAUCUUCCUCGGGUGCCGCAGACCAGCGAUUGAAAAAUGAACGCCAAAAAGAUCAUUAUUCACACUUCAUCCUUCGAUUGGCGUUCUCGGCCACCGAAGACCUCCGCCGGCGAUUCGCACGCGCAGAGACUAUGCUCUUCCGAUUCCGGUUCCAACAAGACGACUCGAAAGAGAAGCGGGCUUUCAUUGAGAGCCUCAACCUAGACUGGGAACCAGUCAGUGACGAGGAGAGGCGGGGAGUUGCUGAACAUUUGGUUGCUGCCACACCUGGUUUGCGUCGCGCGGAUGAAGAGACUUGGUACAAGGUGGACUGGGAGAGAGUACCUGAGCUGGUCGAACGACGAUCCGUUUACAUGCACAGAGGAAAGGCUUAUGUUCCUGGAAGAGAGCAAUUGAGUAUGAUCAUUGCGGAAUUCACCGCACGAUUGGAACGUGCUCUCGAGCUCACGAGUCGAGCUCUACCGCGCCUGGACGAAGACGACCGGUUGACUCCAAUCUUGAAUCAUCUAUCUAAGAACUUCGGUAGCGCAGAAUCUGUGUACACGGAGGGCGAAGGGUUCGUUGAUGGGGCACCAAUCACUGCAGGUGCCAUUGACCAUCUUUCUCAGCACUUCCCACUCUGCAUGCGCAGCUUGCACAUGUCAUUGCGCAAGAACAACCAUCUGAAGCACUACGGUCGUCUUCAAUACACCUUGUUUCUGAAGGGAAUUGGUCUGUCCCUAGAGGAGUGUAUUCUCUUCUGGCGUCAGUCCUUCAAGGGCUUUACGGAUGACGAAUUCAACUCUCGAUACAAGUACAACGUCCGCCACGCUUAUGGUGAUGUGGGUGGUGAUGUAAAUCGCAGAGGCCGAGGAUACCCUCCCUACUCAUGCCAAAAAAUCCUCAAUGAUUCAAACGCUAGUGUUGGCCAGACCCAUGGGUGCCCGUAUCGCCAUUUCUCUGUCGAUAACCUCCUGGGACUUCUUCAGGCGACAGGUGUCAAUGAUAGAGAAGUGCUACGCGGAGUGCGAGAGGAUGUCGAGAAAACCCGGUAUCAUAUCGCUUGCAACAGAGUUUUCGAGUGGGCGCACAAGGGUGACAUCAAGAGAGUCAAGGAAGACGGGUCUUGGAGCCAGACGGAUCUCGACACAAUCGUCCACCCGAACACUUACUUCAAGCGCAGCUACCUGCUGAAGCAGAUGGGCAAAGCCCCCAGAGACUCUUAG
Messenger RNA from Aspergillus wentii DTO 134E9, 1503 nucleotides. RefSeq names its product DNA primase subunit PRI2. The transcript is spliced from 3 exons. Gene Ontology annotation, cellular component: alpha DNA polymerase:primase complex. The record is from RefSeq and is a predicted model, not a curated record. Gene Ontology annotation, biological process: DNA replication, synthesis of primer. NCBI's taxonomy places the organism in Eukaryota, Fungi, Ascomycota, Eurotiomycetes, Eurotiales, Aspergillaceae. The coding region runs from base 1 to 1503 and encodes 500 amino acids.